AUGCCUUCACUUCGCCGGCUUCUGCCUUUUCUUGCUGCAGGCUCCGCCGCUCUGGCAAGCCAAGAUACGUUUCAAGGCAAGUGUACUGGUUUUGCAGACAAGAUAAACCUGCCUAAUGUGCGGGUAAAUUUUGUCAAUUACGUGCCUGGAGGCACCAAUCUUUCUUUGCCAGAUAAUCCCACCAGCUGCGGCACAACCUCUCAAGUAGUGUCCGAGGAUGUCUGCCGUAUUGCCAUGGCUGUUGCAACCUCAAACAGUAGCGAAAUCACCCUUGAAGCAUGGCUCCCACAAAACUACACUGGUCGUUUCCUGAGUACGGGCAACGGUGGUCUCUCAGGCUGUAUUCAGUACUAUGAUCUAGCGUACACCUCCGGCCUCGGGUUUGCCACGGUUGGCGCCAACAGCGGCCAUAACGGAACAUCCGGGGAGCCUUUCUACCACCACCCAGAGGUCCUCGAAGACUUUGUACAUCGUUCAGUCCACACUGGUGUCGUGGUUGGAAAGCAAUUGACAAAGCUUUUCUACGAGGAAGGGUUCAAGAAGUCGUACUACCUUGGUUGCUCCACUGGUGGUCGGCAGGGCUUUAAAUCCGUCCAGAAAUAUCCCAAUGACUUUGAUGGUGUUGUAGCCGGUGCACCGGCAUUCAAUAUGAUCAACCUCAUGUCAUGGAGUGCCCACUUCUAUUCAAUCACGGGGCCAGUUGGGUCCGACACAUACCUAUCCCCUGACCUGUGGAAUAUCACCCAUAAGGAGAUCCUGCGUCAAUGCGACGGUAUCGAUGGAGCAGAGGACGGCAUUAUUGAAGACCCAAGUCUUUGCAGCCCGGUUCUUGAAGCGAUCAUCUGCAAGCCUGGUCAAAACACUACCGAGUGUUUAACUGGCAAGCAAGCCCAUACCGUUCGCGAAAUUUUCUCCCCGCUGUACGGAGUGAACGGCACCUUGCUUUAUCCCCGCAUGCAGCCUGGCUCUGAGGUGAUGGCUUCUUCCAUAAUGUACAACGGCCAGCCUUUCCAGUAUAGCGCAGACUGGUACCGCUAUGUUGUCUACGAGAACCCCAACUGGGAUGCAACCAAGUUCUCCGUCCGUGACGCAGCCGUCGCUUUGAAGCAGAACCCAUUCAAUCUCCAGACCUGGGACGCAGAUAUCUCCUCUUUCCGCAAGGCAGGCGGUAAAGUCCUCACCUACCACGGUCUCAUGGAUCAACUUAUCAGCUCGGAGAACUCCAAGCUUUACUAUGCGCGCGUUGCGGAAACCAUGAACGUCCCUCCGGAAGAGCUGGACGAGUUCUACCGCUUCUUUCAGAUCAGUGGAAUGGCCCAUUGCAGUGGAGGUGACGGAGCGUACGGCAUUGGAAACCAGCUCGUGACCUAUAACGAUGCCAAUCCUGAAAACAACGUCCUCAUGGCUAUGGUUCAGUGGGUGGAGAAGGGCAUCGCCCCGGAGACCAUUCGUGGUGCUAAGUUUACCAAUGGCACGGGCUCGGCCGUGGAGUAUACUCGCAAGCACUGCCGCUACCCUCGCAGGAAUGUAUACAAGGGGCCAGGGAACUACACUGAUGAGAAUGCCUGGCAAUGUGUUUAA
Messenger RNA from Aspergillus oryzae RIB40, 1581 nucleotides. It is a transcript of the gene faeB-2, whose product is annotated as putative feruloyl esterase. NCBI's taxonomy places the organism in Eukaryota, Fungi, Ascomycota, Eurotiomycetes, Eurotiales, Aspergillaceae. The transcript has 2 exons. The record is from RefSeq and is a predicted model, not a curated record. Bases 1 to 1581 code for a protein of 526 amino acids.